AUGCCUCUCCUCCUCACUGUUGUCAUAUCUUAUGACAUCACUUGCCAGUGGAAGCUCAAUCUCAUGAAGAGAAUGAAUGAGCUCCCAGAACACCUUUGGAUGCCAGUGGCUGUCACCCUCACAGCAUUUAUGUUUGGAAUCCUGAAGUUUCACUGCCCUGUGCACAAGGAAAAAUGUGCAAUUCCACAUUCCUUGAACCUCAUGCCAGGCGUAGGAUGGACUGAUGGUGAGGGAAUUGAAUGCAACUGGGCAGAGAUGAACCACAUUGCCAGCAGCAUGAAGGAAAUGGGUUAUGCUGGACUAAGACUCUCACUAUGGAGAAAAUUGCUAAAUGCUGUCAAGGAACAGGGUCAUCACCAAUCCAUUUUGUGUGACUUUAAUUUAGCGAUUGAUGAUGCACGUCAAGGAGAAUGGACUGAGAUGAUUGAUGCUUGGGAAUGCGACAAAUCAAGUCCAAAUCCAUAUGUGCACAGCAAAAUUAGCCUUUCAGAAGCACAAGUAUGUGCUAAUCUUGUGGACAAUAAGAAGAUUUAUAUCAGUAACAGGCAUCAACUUCUGCAUGAAGUUACUCCUAGUUCUUUCAUCAAUAUGGGCCUGGUUCUGGAAGAUGUGCAGUAA
Messenger RNA from Suillus subaureus, 618 nucleotides. RefSeq lists its product as uncharacterized. The transcript is spliced from 4 exons. Lineage: Eukaryota; Fungi; Basidiomycota; Agaricomycetes; Boletales; Suillaceae. Bases 1 to 618 code for a protein of 205 amino acids. The record is from RefSeq and is a predicted model, not a curated record.